AUGCUGGCUAAUAACUAAUUAAGUGAGGCUGAUAGAGCAAUAAGAGCAGCUGAUGUUACUUCAGUCAACUAAUAGAAAGAUAAGAUGGAGAGAUAAGAAUAAAAUAAAGAAAAACUACUUUAAUACAUCAGAGAUAAUGUUAUCGGAACACACAACGAUUAUAUGAUUAAGACUGUCUAUGGAGAGAAGCCAUUAGUUUAUGCGGACUAUACUGCUAGCGGAAAAUCUCUAAAAUUCAUUGAAGAUUACAUCAAAGAUUAGAUUUUACCUAUGUAUGCAAACACUCAUACACUUUAGUCUGGAACUGGCAAGCAGACUAAUAAUGCAAGAGAGGAAGCAAGAAGUAUAAUAAAGAGAGUCUGCGGUGGAAAUGAAAAUGAUGCUCUCAUUUUUAUCGGAUCUGGUGCAACUUCUGCAGUAAACCUACUAGUUUCAAAAUUAAGAAUAAGAGAGAUAUCAGAAUCAGCUCGCAUCUACAAAGAGUAUAUAUCUGGAAAGAAGAAUGGCGAUUAAAGCAACGAAGAGCAGAAAAAGACUUUUGAUGAGGGAUAGGAUAACAUUAACUUCUGUCAGUAAAAUAGAUGGGGUUCCUAUGACUGUAUAAUAUGUAAGACUAUCACUAAAAGUCUAGCCUAGUAUGAAUAGCAUGCAAAAACAGAUCUUCACUUAAGGAAUUUUGAAAUUUUCAAGUAGAAAUAAAAAAUAUACACUGAGAGCCCAGUUGUCUUUAUGUCUAUUUAUGAGCAUAAUUCAAAUGUACUCGCUUGGAGAGAAGCUGGAGCUCACAUUGAGCUAAUAUAAAUGACCAAUGAUGGUGACUUUGAUUAUAACCACUUCGAGUAAUUAUUACAAAAAUACAAAAGUUAUAAUUCACUUAAGGUUGCUACCAUAAGCGCAGGAUCUAAUGUAACUGGAAACCUCGUUGAUACAGAUAGAGUAUCAGUAAUGAGUCAUUAAUAUAGUACUCUAGCCUGCUUUGAUUAUGCAGCUGUUGUCUCCUAUGUAGGAAUUAAUAUGAAUGGCCCCAAUAUAGAUUCAGAAAAUUAUUUCACUCCUCUCGAUAGAUCAUUGCAUGGGUUAGCAUACAAAGAUGCAGUAUUCUUUUCCCCUCAUAAAUUGGUUGGAGGACCUUAAUCAUCUGGAAUAUUAAUUGCAAAGAAAAAAGUACUAUUUUCGAAGAAACCUGCUAGAUUUGGAGGAGGUAUUGUAUUCUUUGUAAAUGAACUUGACCACGAAUACGUCUCAAAUGUUGAAGAAUUAGAAGAAGCUGGAACUCCAGGAGUAGUUUAAGAUAUUAGAGCUGGAUUAGCAUUUUAACUUAGAGAGGCUGUUGGAAUAAAAUGUAUAAAGGAGAAAGAAGAACAGAUUCAUUAAUAAGCAAUUGAAAGAUUUAAAUUAAUGACUAACAUUUUUUUGCUAGGAAAUAAUAGCAAGCCUAAGGUCAAUAUCUAUAGUUUCUUAGUUAAGACUAAGUUUGGAAAAUUCUUAAAUCCUAAUUUCGUAGUUUCUUUAUUGAAUGACCUAUUCGGUAUUCAAUCUAGAGCUGGAUGUCUGUGUGCAGCACUAUAUGGCUAAAAGAUAUUAGGUAUAGAUUUGAAAUUAUCAAGAGAAUUUAAGGAUGCCUUGUUUGAUGGCAAUGAAGUAUUGAGAGUAGGAUUUACCAGAAUAAAUUUGAACUAUUUCAUUGAUUAAAAGGAGCUUCAAUAUAUUUUAGAUGCUAUUGAAUUCGUUUCCAAUUAUGGGUGGAUGUUCCUACCUCAUUACUAAUUUGAGCCUGAGAACGGGUAUUGGGUAAAUAGGGAUGAAAGAGAAAUACAAGUGAGGUCAUGGCUAGGUUAAAUCGAUUACUCCCAUGGAUUCAUGCAUUACUAACAAGUUGAUUAAACUGAUAAGAAAAAUGUGUCAUUUAUUAGAAAAGAUAAUAAAGAAAUAGAUCUAAGCUAAUUUUUAUAAGAUGCUUAAAAUAAGCUAGUGCAGGUAGUGGAAUAUUAUAAAAAUCUUUAUGGGAGAUCAAUGAUAGAUUAGAAGCUUUUGAUUCCAGAGCCAUAUUAAAGGCUAAUUUGGUUCCUAUUCCCUAGUGAAGUUCUGACUGACAUAAUAAGCUUGAAAUACCAGACUCCACUUUCUUUUAAUGCUAUUGAAAAUUUUAUACUGCAAAACUCAGCCUAGAUGGAAGUAUCUAUUCCUUUUAUUCCGAAGGAUUACAACUAAUCCUAGCACUAAUUCCAGUUUUCUGAAGAAUAUCUUGAAAAUCUCCCCACAAAUCAAAAUUCACCAAAGAUUUAAAAUACUGAGAUUGAUCAGGACCAAAUUUAAAGAAAUGAUUGUUGCAGUUUAAUUGCCGAAGAUAACUAAGAUUCCUGUUCUUAAUAAAUUUAGAUAGACAAUGAAAAUUAAGAAGAGGAAGAUAAUUUCUUUUCAGGAAUGGAAUUCGAAACUGAAACAGAAUCUACCUCAACAUCUAAGAAAGUGCAGCUUAUGGAUAUACCUAGAGAAAUCAAAUCUUAUGUUGGAUCAGCCAUAAGGGACUUUGAUAUGAUAAAGGAUGGAGAUAAAGUAUUGGUAGCUCUCUCAGGUGGGAAAGACUCAUUAUCUAUGAUUCACAUCUUGAAGUAUUUUUAAUCAGUUGCUCCAAUCAAAUUUGAGAUCGGUGCUGUCACUGUUGAUCCAAUGGUCUAUGAAUAUAACCCAAGACCUCUUAUUCCUUACAUGCAUGAGAUUGGAGUGAAAUUCUUCCUGGAAAGUGAUGCGAUAGUUGAAAGAGCAUAGACUUGUAUGUAAAAGAAUUCAAUUUGUGCCUUUUGUUCUAGAAUGAAGAGAGGAAUGAUAUACAAUUGUGCUAGAAGAGAGGGAUAUAAUGUAAUUGCCAUGGGUUAGCAUCUUGAUGACUUGGCUGAAUCCUUUGUCAUGUCUUCAUUCCAUAACGGUUAUCUUAGAACGAUGAAAGCAAAUUAUACUAUUGACAAAGGUGAUCUCAAGGUAAUAAGGCCAUUGGUAUACUGUAGAGAAGCAUUGUUUAAAGAAUUCUCAUAAAAGAAUAAAUUGCCGAUAAUCACUGAGAAUUGUCCAGCUUGCUUUUCAGCUCCUAAAGAGAGACAUAGAGUUAAGUUAAUGCUUGCUUAAUAAGAAAAUCUUUUCCCUAGUUUAUUCUCUAGUAUCCUUAAAGCUAUUAAGCCUUUGAUGAAGAGAAAUAUGAGAGAUUUAUUGAAAGGAGAAGAAUAAUAUGGAGAUGCUGGAAAUGACAGUGAUGAAGACGAAAUUGUCCCAAAAUCAGCAAAUCAAUUUGUCAAAUUCAACAUUAAUACUUGA
Stylonychia lemnae is the source of this 3309-nucleotide messenger RNA. NCBI's taxonomy places the organism in Eukaryota, Ciliophora, Spirotrichea, Sporadotrichida, Oxytrichidae. The record is from the annotation of a GenBank genome assembly.